AUGAAGCAAGGGCGACCAUGCAUUCCAGUAGGAACCACAACACCAACUCUUCAUGUUCGAGCAAGUUCAAUCUCAUCCUUCGACAGACUUCCCAUCGCUUCUUCCAACAUGACCAUAUUUCUCCAAAGUUUCUCGAUUCUCGUGGCAAUCUCCAGGUUUCAAGUGGUGUCUGCAAGGCAUAAUGGCUUCCGACACGAAGCAGUGGAUGCGUCUGUGCAUCAAGUAGACCAUCUCCCCUUCAAUCCGCCACAGUUUGCAGCCCCAAAUUCAUCGUCAACGGUGCUCGGCACUUUUUUUCCCUCUCCGAAUGCUUCACCAACGGAUAUCACAGCACAAAGUCAAACUGUCACGUCCUUCAUCCCUGAAAUGACAUGGUGUGUCGGCCCACCCAUCGGCUUGAGACCCCUCUCAGACACGCCUUCCACCAACCAAUCCACCAAGUAUGAGACUUUGACUGGAGGUACAGGACACUGUGAGACCGUCUACGUGCCAACGACCACCACUGUCUGCGCGACAACUUUGACAGGCAUCGCUACAAAAAUUACCGUCUCGGAAUGUGAUCAAGAAGUUACAUUUUCAAGUGAAUGUGGAUUCACACUGGAGACACCAACUUCAACGCCCACAACGACUGCUUAUAACAAUUCAAUGAUCACUGCAGCACCGACCGUUAGGAUGAUGUCGACUUACUGGGUUGCGCCAUGGCAAUCACUCACGGCUGGAGACACACCGUCAAAUGUCGACAUGAAAGUUUGCAAAGUCCUCGAGAAUGACGAAAUGGAGUGCACUCGCUAUCAAGAAGUGUGGGAAGUUCUGAUCAUCACGAAGACCACGACGUCAACGCACGAUGUGCAGCUCACCACGACUGUCAGUGGGCCGGGAACGCUUCUUGUGGAGACUAUGAAGAUCAAAGUCACAGACACGAUUGAGACUAUUGAUCUAUCUACCACACUCGUGCUACAAAGCGAGAUCGAAACUGAGAGCACGAGUAAGAGCAGGAAAUUAUUCACAAGAACUGGAAACAGUAUUCGAGCGCCAAUAUCCACCUUGUACGUCACCAAAACCUUGAAACACAAGACUUCACAGUGA
Periconia digitata is the source of this 1086-nucleotide messenger RNA. Lineage: Eukaryota; Fungi; Ascomycota; Dothideomycetes; Pleosporales; Periconiaceae. The record is from the annotation of a GenBank genome assembly.